UCAGAGAUGAUAAAAUAUCCAUGAACAUCAAUGACAGACCACCUGCUAUUAUAAGUCAACGGAACAAGUAGAAGAAGGAGAAUCACAAGCUUCCGUAGACAGACAUGGCAGGGAGUUUAGUGCCGUUUUCAGCUAGACACCCUUCCUGGUUUACACCCCAAAGGUUGCUAGCUAUUUUUUGUGCUAUCAACUUGUUAAAUUAUGUGGAUCGAGGAGCAAUAGCAAGCAAUGGUGUCAACGGAAGUCUUGGAACUUGCACAUCGAGUGGUACAUGCACUUCUGGUAGUGGAAUACAGGGUGAAUUCAACUUGAACAAUUUUGAAGAUGGAUUUCUAUCAUCUGCAUUUAUGGUUGGACUUCUCGUGGCUUCUCCCAUAUUUGCAUCAUUAUCAAAGAGUGUUAAUCCAUUUAGACUUAUUGGAGUUGGCUUGUCUGUAUGGACUUUGGCUACCGCUGGUUGCGGCUUUUCGUUCAAUUUCUGGUCCAUCACUAUCUGCCGCAUGCUAGGUGGUAUUGGUGAAGCUUCAUUUAUCAGUUUUGCAGCUCCUUUCAUUGAUGACAAUGCCCCUAUUACUCAGAAAACAGCUUGGCUGGCAAUAUUUUACAUGUGUAUGCCGACUGGAUAUGCACUUGGCUAUGUAUAUGGCGGAUUAGUUGGCAAUCAUUUGAACUGGCGUUUUGCAUUCUGGGUUGAAGCUAUUUUGAUGCUUCCAUUUGCUAUUCUAGGUUUUGUUAUGAAACCUUUGCAUUUGAAAGGUUCUGCUACUGUUGAAUCUAAGAAAGCACUGAUCUCCGAAGAUAUCGCUGUACCGGAAGUUCAAGAUACAGAGGCUUCAAAUGUUAAAGGUAGUGCAAAACCCAUGAAGGAAGAAUUCAGCAAAAUGUUUUCCAAGAUGAAAUGUGCAUCCAUUGAUUCAAAUCGGUUGUCAACGUUUGUUGAAGACAUGACAGCACUCUUGGUUGACAAAGUUUAUGUUGUCAAUGUUUUAGGUAUCCAUUUUUCAGGUUAUUGUGCAUACAACUUUGUUCUAGGGGCUUAUUCUUAUUGGGGGCCUAAGGCGAUUUACAAUAUUUAUAAUAUGAGUGAUGCAGACAUGAUAUUUGGAGGAAUAACCGUUGUCUGUGGGAUAUUCGGCACACUAGCAGGAGGCUACAUUCUGGAUUUAAUGACUUCCACUAUCCCCAAUGCUUUCAAACUUCUCUCUAUAACAACAUUUAUCGGGGCAACCUUUUGUUUCACUGCCUUUUGGUUUAAGAACAUGUAUGCUUUCUUAGCUCUUUUAUCAGUUGGUGAAUUACUGAUCUUUGCCACUCAGGGUCCUGUAAAUUACAUAUUUCUACACACUGUGAAGCCAAGUUUGAGGCCAUUAUCUAUGGCUAUCUCUACCGUCUCGAUUCACAUAUUCGGCGAUGUGCCCUCUUCGCCACUCGUGGGGGUCCUCCAGGACACUUUGAACAAUUGGAGAGGAACUUCCCUUAUUCUAACAUCGAUUCUGUUUCCAGCAGCUGGGAUAUGGUUUAUAGGAACAUUUCUUCACAGUGUGGAUAGGUUCAAUGAAGAUGGUGAAGGACAAGUUACUGAUGUUGAUGGAUCAAAUACAACUCCUUUACUUGAAGCUGGAGUUGUAUAGGUUUACAAGAGACUUUAGCAUUUUAUAAAU
Molecule: messenger RNA, 1661 nt
Organism: Hibiscus syriacus
Lineage: Eukaryota; Viridiplantae; Streptophyta; Magnoliopsida; Malvales; Malvaceae
Product: probable sphingolipid transporter spinster homolog 2
Exons: 16
Coding region: 105-1631 (508 amino acids)
Biological process (GO): transmembrane transport
Cellular component (GO): membrane
Molecular function (GO): transmembrane transporter activity
Source: RefSeq, a predicted model, not a curated record